This is a messenger RNA of Ostrinia furnacalis (Asian corn borer), 3071 nucleotides long. RefSeq names its product minichromosome maintenance 3 (gene Mcm3). Gene Ontology annotation, molecular function: ATP binding; ATP hydrolysis activity; single-stranded DNA binding. The coding region runs from base 93 to 2495 and encodes 800 amino acids. Lineage: Eukaryota; Metazoa; Arthropoda; Insecta; Lepidoptera; Crambidae. The transcript has 15 exons. Gene Ontology annotation, biological process: DNA strand elongation involved in DNA replication; mitotic DNA replication initiation; DNA replication. Gene Ontology annotation, cellular component: MCM complex; nucleus. The record is from RefSeq and is a predicted model, not a curated record.
AAAAAAGUUAAUUUUCGUUUAUUGUUGUUGUGUGGUUUUUGUUGUGUUUCUGUUUAAUUUUCUGUUGUUUUUUGUAGUAACAUUAAAUAAAUAUGGAAGACGGAGAUUUUGAUCAACGUCUGAGAGAUUUGCAAAGAGAAUAUUUGGAGUUUUUAGACGAUGAAGAAGACCAAGGAAUUUAUAUGGAGUUAGUUAAGCAAAUGAUAGCGGAUAAGUCUAAACGAUUAGUUGUAAAUGUGAACGAUCUCAGGAGAAAGAAUCCACAAAGAGCUAAGAAUUUGCUUGAGAAUGCUUUUGAAGAACAAAUAGCGUUCCAGCGUGCUCUCAAAGAAUAUGUGUCUUCAAUUGAUCCUACAUAUGCUAAAGUCCAAGAAGAGUUUUUUGUUGCCUUCUCUGGAAGCUUUGGAAACAAACAUGUAACCCCAAGAAGUUUAACGUCGAGGUACUUGGGCAACCUAAUAUGUGUGGAAGGUAUAGUAACCAGGGUGUCCCUGGUGCGGCCCAAGGUAGUGCGCAGUGUACAUUACUGCCCUGCUACAAAGAAGGUUAUGGAACGGAAGUACACCGACUUGACAUCUUUUGAAGCUUUCCCUACUUCAGCUGUGUAUCCUACAAAGGAUGACGAAGGAAAUCCCCUGGAAACUGAAUAUGGUUUGUCACGGUACAAAGACCACCAGACACUCACAGUCCAGGAGAUGCCGGAGAGGGCACCUGCGGGCCAGCUGCCGCGGAGUGUGGACGUGGUCUGCGACGACGAUCUGGUGGAUAAGUGCAAGCCUGGAGACAGGGUGCAGGUGGUUGGGAACUACAGGUGUCUGCCCUCUAAACAAGGCAGUUUCACUGCUGGCACUUUCAGAACCAUCCUCAUAGCCAACAACAUAACCCAAAUAAACAAAGACAUGAACUUGAACGUCACGUUGGAAGACAUCAAGCUGUGCAAGCGUCUGGCCAAGAGAGCCACCGUGGACAUGUUCGAGUUGCUGAGCAAGUCGCUGGCACCGUCCAUACACGGGCACGAGUACAUCAAGAAGGCUAUACUGUGUCUGCUGCUGGGCGGGAUGGAGAAGAUACUGCCUAAUGGCACUAGACUCAGAGGUGACAUCAACGUGCUUCUCAUCGGCGACCCGUCCGUGGCCAAGUCGCAAUUACUCCGCUACGUGCUGCAGACGGCGCCGCGAGCCAUCACCACCACCGGCCGCGGCUCCUCAGGCGUGGGGCUCACCGCCGCCGUCACCACCGACCCGGAGACCGGGGACCGCCGGCUGGAAGCCGGCGCGAUGGUGCUGGCCGACCGCGGCGUGGUGUGCAUCGACGAGUUCGACAAGAUGUCGGACAUCGACCGCACCGNAAACGGGCCGCGUCACCAUACCAAGGCCGGCGUGCACGCCACGCUCAACGCGCGCUGCAGCGUGCUGGCCGCCGCCAACCCCGUGUACGGCCGGUACGACCAGUACAAGACGCCGAUGGAGAACAUCGGGCUCCAAGACUCUUUGCUGUCGCGUUUCGACCUGCUGUUCGUGAUGCUGGACAUCGCCGACGCCGACCACGACAACAUGAUCUCCGAACACGUGCUCAGGAUGCACAGAUACAGAAACCCAAAGGAGCAAGAUGGCGAAGUUCUACCCAUGGGUUCUUCAGUAGAAAUGUUGUCAACAGAAAACCCCGACACUGAAGAAGUUGAUGAGUCCCGCGAGUCGAUAUACGAGAAAUACGACCCUCUACUCCACGGGAACACCCGCAGCAAGAAAGACCAGAUCCUCAGCAGCAAGUUCAUGCGGAAGUACAUCCACAUCGCGCGCCUCAUGAAGCCCAAGCUCACGAGCGACGCGAGUGACGUCAUCGCUGACGAGUACGCGCGUCUGCGCAGCCAGGACACCAUGGACAGCGACGUGGCCAGGACGCAGCCGGUGACGGCGCGCACGCUGGAGACGCUGAUCCGGCUGGCCACGGCGCACGCCAAGUGCCGGCUCAGCUUCCAGGUCACGCAGGACGACGCGCACGCCGCCAUCGAGCUCGUGCAGUUCGCCUACUUCAAGAAGGUGCUGACAAAGGAGAAGCGUCGCAAGCGGCGCGCGUCGUCCGACGAGGAGGCCGCGGGCUCGGACGCCGAGCAGGCCGAGCAGCCGAAGGCCAAGAGAUCGCGAAGGACGGGCGGCGCGGGCGCAAGCGAGGACCCGUACCAGUUCUCGUCGGACGAGGAGGCGGAGCCCGUGCUGCGGGCCGCACGCGCCUCGCAGCCCGAGCCCGCGCAGCGUUCCACUAGGGCUUCGCAGAAGACCAUCGACUCUAAUAGGUUGAGUCAAUUCAAGACCGCGCUACAACAACUAUUCCGGGACGAGCGCGCCAACUCCUUGCCACUUGACCGUAUCACGGCGCACGUCAACGAGGCGUAUGCGCACGAGACGUUCUCCGAAGGCGAGAUACACGCCGCGCUCGACAAGAUGACUCAGGACAACCAGGUCAUGAUGGCGGACGAUAUUGUUUUCUUGAUCUAAUUCUAAACCGAGAUGUUUUGAGAAUAAUCACGUACAACUCCCAGGUAAUGGGUACUCGGCUGUCGCGUUAUUUUCACUUGAGAUUGUGUGACAUUAAACUAUACUAUGUGCUUGGUAAAUACGAAGCUACGUCUAUUUUCCGAAUUGUGGUAAAUCAAAAUCUUUCUUAUUGAUUCUGAUAACUAACUUUUAAUUAAUAUAAUAAUAAUAAUAAAUAACUUUAUUAACACACAUUAUGACAAUACAAUACAAUGGUUAAAAUAAAACGAAAAAGACAAAUGCAUGUUAAUAGGGCGCCCGCUCAGUUUUACUUGGGACACCUUGUAGGAUGUCCCAACACUGAUUUUCAGCAGGAAGCCCUAUCGGCUACUGCGCAUCCCUACGAACCUGGUGUUAGAAGAUCACAUUCAGAACUAAAACGUAUGUUAAUGUUUAAUUAUAAUAUCCUCACCGAUUACAUUUCUGCCUUAUAAAUAUGUACAAAAUAAUGUAACGUUGUAUGAAGCAACCACAUAUCUACCACGAAUUCCAUAAUUGGUUAAAGAAAGUUAAGUUUGGUCAAUUAACUUUGCUAUG